GUGAUAGUGCACUGCGCGUCAAAAGACAGCGACCUCGGAGGCCACCUCCUCGAUUUCAACGCUUCCGAGGGAUGGAAUUUCGAGCCGAACUACUUCGGAGGGACGUUGUUCUGGUGCAACGACGCGUUUCAAGAUGGCCGCCUUUCGCUCGUGGCGUACAAUCAGGAGAGCGAUCUGACUCAGUUCCAGUACUGGCCUGAGGCUGGACAACCCGCCCGCGAAAUGCUCUUCAGGGGCAGGAGCUCGCUCGUAACACGCCACCCCAUGGCAGAGCGAGACUCCGAAUUUCAAACGCAUCCCGGGACAUGGGUUGAUCUAAACGCCCCCGAGCCUGGACAACCCGCUUGCGGAACGCUCUUCAAGUGCAGUAGCUCGCUCAUAACACGCCACCCCGAGGCAGAGCGAGACUCCGAAUUUUAA
This is a messenger RNA of Linum tenue, 420 nucleotides long. The record is from the annotation of a GenBank genome assembly. Lineage: Eukaryota; Viridiplantae; Streptophyta; Magnoliopsida; Malpighiales; Linaceae.